GGAGCGCUGGUGAUGUACUGGAAGAUGAUCCUGUUGGAAGGUUGAAGGUGUUUGUGUAUGAGCUGCCUAGCAAAUACAACAAGAAGAUCCUCCAAAAGGAUCCCAGAUGCCUCACCCACAUGUUUGCUGCAGAGAUUUUCAUGCAUCGUUUUCUGCUGUCAAGUCCUGUCCGAACUCUUAAUCCUGAAGAAGCUGAUUGGUUCUACACGCCUGUAUAUACAACUUGUGACCUAACUCCUAAUGGACUUCCCUUGCCCUUCAAAUCACCACGAAUGAUGAGAAGUGCAAUACAGCUAAUUUCCAUGAAUUGGCCUUACUGGAAUAGGACGGAAGGGGCAGACCAUUUUUUUGUAGUUCCACAUGAUUUUGGGGCAUGCUUUCACUAUCAAGAAGAGAAAGCAAUAGAGCGAGGAAUUCUCCAUUUGCUUCAACGAGCCACAUUGGUUCAAACUUUUGGGCAACGAAAUCACGUUUGCUUGAAGGAUGGUUCCAUCACUAUUCCUCCAUAUGCCCCUCCACAGAAGAUGCAGGCCCACUUGAUUCCUCCCGACACUCCUCGUUCUAUCUUUGUUUACUUCCGUGGUUUGUUUUAUGAUGUGGGGAAUGAUCCGGAGGGUGGAUACUAUGCAAGAGGUGCUCGAGCAUCGGUGUGGGAGAACUUUAAGAACAAUCCUCUAUUUGACAUCUCUACCGAACACCCAGCUACCUACUAUGAAGACAUGCAACGGGCUGUUUUCUGCUUGUGUCCUUUGGGUUGGGCGCCAUGGAGUCCCAGAUUAGUGGAAGCAGUGAUAUUUGGUUGCAUACCAGUAGUCAUAGCCGAUGACAUCGUGCUACCAUUUGCUGAUGCUAUUCCAUGGGAGGAAAUUGGUGUGUUCGUAGCUGAGAAGGAUGUCCCAAAGCUGGACACCAUCCUCACAUCAAUACCAACAAAGGUUAUAUUGAGGAAGCAGAGGUUACUUGCUAACCCUUCGAUGAAGCAGGCUAUGCUUUUCCCACAACCUGCCCAACCAGGAGAUGCUUUCCAUCAAAUACUGAAUGGGCUGGCUCGCAAGCUUCCACAUGCUGAGAAAGCUUUCUUAAAACCAGGUGAGAAGAUUCUGAACUGGACUGCAGGUCCGGUAGGUGAUCUGAAGCCUUGGUAGUGGCAGCUUGAGUUCGCUGCCGCUGCUGCCUCCUUCCUGCUAAGCUGUACCAUGGCGCUGACAAUGACUCGAAGUCUCGAAUUGUAUAUUUUUGUUUCUUUGUUGAGCUGUUGUGUUACAUAUUUUUUUGUAGCAUAAUUUACUUGAUGCACAAUUUUCUUUGAUGUGGUAAUAAAUUUGAUACUAAAAGUAAAGUUUUUAAUAUUAGAAUUUACUUUCAUC
Molecule: messenger RNA, 1367 nt
Organism: Elaeis guineensis (African oil palm)
Lineage: Eukaryota; Viridiplantae; Streptophyta; Magnoliopsida; Arecales; Arecaceae
Source: RefSeq, a predicted model, not a curated record